AUGGCCUUUCGGUAUGAAAAAUCUCUCAUUGGAUCUCGGAGCACACAAGAAAUAAGACUCAUUGCACUUCAACCAGGCGAGGGUGAAAGCCAGCUAGAGUGCACACUUCAAUAUGUUUCACUUGCAUCCGACCCAGAUUACGAGGCUAUCUCAUAUACAUGGGGUGGACAGAAGCCUUCAAAACCCAUCUUAUGCGAUGGUUUGGAGCUGAAUAUCACUCCCAACCUCCAUGAUGCGCUACGCCAAUUCAGAAGCCCUGAAGCCCUGGUGUUCUUAUGGGCUGAUGCAAUCUGUAUCAACCAAGAGGACCUUGAAGAGAAGAAUGAACAAGUGCCUCUCAUGGGCAUGAUCUACGGCAAGGCGAAAAAGGUCAAGAUCUGGCUAGGCCAUGAAGAGGAGACGACGCCGCAAGUACCCAAGCUCAUCGCAAAGCUGAAUUCACUCGCAAAUCAUUAUUCCCAGAAGUUAUCAGUCCCUCUGACUGAUCUUAUGAGCCUGGAGUCUUCGUCUUGGAGUGGCAUCAUGGAUGAACUUCGAGACAACAAGGACACCACAGAUUGGGACCCCCUGGUAUGCUUUUUCCAGAAUGCAUGGUUUCGUAGAGCGUGGAUAGUACAAGAAGUAUCCCUUGCGAAAGGGCGUGCCUGGCUUCACUGCGGCGAAACCAUCAUAUGGUGGCCAGAUGUCGCGCAAGCCAUUUUGUUUAUGCUGCAUUCAGGGAUAAAUGCGCUGGCGACACUUUCCCAGAGCAUUGACACAUUUCUAACAUGCUACCGGCUCGCAUCUCUGGCGCGGAUCACAGCUAUGCUUAUGAAUCCAUCCGAGGCUGAUGAUGGCGCAUUCGAUCUUCUAUGGAUUCUCUACUCCAACAUGGGCUCUCUCGCAACAAAUCCGCUCGACAAGAUCUAUGCGUUUCUUUCACUGGCUAAAAAGGAAAACCUCGUCAUUCCAGAUUACCAGAUAAGCGCAGCCAAGUGCUAUCAGCAAGUAUCCGAAAUAUGCAUGGAGGUAUACCCAACUGUCCCCAUUUUCGUGGCGGCUGGACUACGACCGCCUCACCCAAGCCAAACUCCAGAUUUGCCUUCAUGGGUAGUGGACUGGAACUACGAAGAGCCGGACAAUUUGGACAACGUCAUAUACUACCACGAGAUAUGCAAAUCAGGUGCCGAAGGAGAAUAUAAUGCAGGGCUCACGAAUCUCUAUUCUACGUCCUAUAAAGUGAACGAAAAUAUUCUGAGCCUCGAAGGUGUCCUUCUUGAUCAGGUUACUGAUUUUACCAUUCCGACGAUGGGUAUACGCGAGAGUUUUACCUACAGUCAUCUUUCAUUAGAGCAGAAAGGCGUGCUGGCAACUGCCCGCUGGCAUGAAGUAGCGAAAAUGUUUGGACAGAACUUGGAUGGCACGUACCACUUUACCGGCGAGAGUUUCUCAGACGCCUUGGGAUCGACACUUUAUCGAGGAGACGUACCAGAGGACUUUCGCCCAAACUUGCAUCGGGGCUUCAAAGACGUCUUCAAAAUCGCCCGACUUUAUGCGUUUAUCAAGAGCUCUCCCCUGGGCGGUACCAGAUUUGGACUCUCAGCUGCACUCAAAAUAGCCAGGAUACUCUAUAUGUUCAUGCUCGACUCUAAUGCGAUGACAUCGGUGUUUACCUCUACAUUUGGGAUGGCACAUAAGAACUUAUUCAAGACCAAAACCGGGUUGAUUGGUGUUGUAUGGUCAGCGCAAGUUCAGGCCGGUGACUAUAUUGCACUUAUAAAAGGAGGGACAGUCGCUCUGAUGCUUCGCCCAUGCGGUGAUGGUAGGUUUAAUCUUGUUGGAAAUACGUAUCUUCACGGUGCCAUGAAGGGGGAAAUGUUUGAAAUUGAUAAGUGUCGUGAGCUCUGUAUCGUAUGA
Molecule: messenger RNA, 1896 nt
Organism: Clonostachys solani
Lineage: Eukaryota; Fungi; Ascomycota; Sordariomycetes; Hypocreales; Bionectriaceae
Source: the annotation of a GenBank genome assembly